This is a messenger RNA of Erythranthe guttata (spotted monkey flower), 845 nucleotides long. NCBI's taxonomy places the organism in Eukaryota, Viridiplantae, Streptophyta, Magnoliopsida, Lamiales, Phrymaceae. The record is from RefSeq and is a predicted model, not a curated record.
UUUGUAUGUGUGUAUAUAUACAUCGAAAGAGCUGAGCAACGAAAAAGGAAAGCAUCGACCGUCACCUUCUGUGCCGCCGCCGCCACCACCACCACCACCACCCCAAACACCGCCGCCACCUCCGCAUUUCCUAUUUUACAGCUACUCUAAUAUUUAACUCCGCAAAAAAAAGAAAAAAAAUGAAAUUAUCUCCAACUACAAGUGGUGAAUUAUUAGGGAGCUGCAAAUACAGGGACGAGCUCCACAUAAUCUCGAUCGACAGUGAUUCGACUCUAAAGGAUAUUUUCUUCCACCUCGCAAGGAAAUGGAUCGAAUUCGAAAUCAACGGCCAGACUCAGAUCCUCACCGUACAGUACAGAGCUCCCCACGAAAACAUGUAUGUGACAUUGGGCGACGACGAAGACGUUUCGAAUAUGGUCGCGCUUCACCGGAUUCUGAAAACCAGCAUUAUCGACAUCCUCGUAACUCGAAAGGAAAACAUCAAUUUUUUUUCGCAGAAGAGGAAAAAAAUCAGUGAAGAUAGCUUCGAUGGCCGUUCGAAGAAGAAGAAGAAACCAACCCACACGUUUGGUCACUGGAUGGGUCGCGGAGGAUUAGUAAACCCGUGAAAGAAAACGAAGUUUAUAUGUAUAUUAGUUGAACUGGGGUUUGUUGGUAUUUUGUGAUAUUUGUAACAAUGUGUUAUGUUUAUGUCACUCUAAUGUUUAUGUACUGAUGUAACUGUGUAGUGUACUUAGAACGGCUGAUUUUGUACAUCUAACUUGCUCGCGAUCGAACAAGAUGUGAUUAUCGGAAACUAAGAUGUUAUAUUAUGUUUAUGUCAUUAUGUACUCCGUUUUCAUGUC